This is a messenger RNA of Toxoplasma gondii ME49, 5343 nucleotides long. RefSeq lists its product as hypothetical. The record is from RefSeq and is a predicted model, not a curated record. Bases 1563 to 4598 code for a protein of 1011 amino acids. NCBI's taxonomy places the organism in Eukaryota, Apicomplexa, Conoidasida, Eucoccidiorida, Sarcocystidae. Gene Ontology annotation, cellular component: GPI-anchor transamidase complex; membrane. The transcript has 8 exons. Gene Ontology annotation, biological process: attachment of GPI anchor to protein.
UCUGCAUAAGGGUACCUAAGCUACUGACACUCAAAAGAAAUUUGCGUUGCACCUGCGGUGACUUUUCUCUGUGAAUCCUCCGUCGAAAACAGCCGUUGGAAUGACAAAGCGGCGGUGGUUGUUGAGUGCCCAGCGCUCCAACAGGUGCAGCUGUAGUUGCUUGACUCGACGGACAAUGACAAGAAAACCCUACGACGAUACACGCCUUUACCGAACAAUGUGGGCAUUUAUCGAAACAAGCAAAUAGCACUCUGAGCGAGGAGUCGGAAUGGCAGACCCGCCGCUGGAAGGAAGGAAUGCCUAGAGAUGAAAGCGUUGGUGCCUCAGCGUACUGUCGGCAAGCCCCAUUGGUACGCAGGCGGACACGCCGAGUUCCCAAAGAAAGGCCAUUUUGAGUAAGACGCUGUCUUUCCUUAGGAACUGUAAAUGUGUCUUCUUACCAAGGAAAGCAAGGAGAACAAACUUUCCCUUCAAGAUACCGGUAUUUGGAAAUGGAUCUUUGCCCCUCGUGUGCAGGGCAAAGCAGAACGCGAGUGACCCUCGUUCGGACCCUCCGGACUUUUCUCCUCUGUUCUCGUUCACUCUAGACUCGGUCCUCUUCCCAUUUCGUCUUUGUUUUUUCUCGCGUCUUUGCUCCGCUUCGUUCGUCCUCGUUUCGUUCCCUUGCGUCGUCCGCUGCAUUCCCCCCUGCGGCUCCACGCACAAAUCGGUUGUGGUCGUGUCGCGGGUUUCUUCGAAAACUAUCAUUUGUAUACGAGCUGUACAUCUACCAUACUAUUCGUUAUAAGGUCUCUUUUUUACGAAUACUCUGUACAUGAUAGAGGGAGCGGAUUGCUGCUGGCCUGGCGCCCGUUUCUUAGCUGGAUGAAUGCGUUCCACGCCUACCGUAGUACUACCAAAAGCCUCUUCUUUUGGAUAGACUGUCUUCCUGCCGGGUCCCCCGUUCAAGCACAACUUUGUCUCGUUCUUUCUCUCUGUUGCAGAAAUCCAGUCGCCAGUGCCCUUGCCUCUUCGCUGCUGUCGUUUUUCUUCCACUCACAAAAUAUCCUCAAUUCUGGCCUUCGAGCCGCAACCGUGUAUACGGGGUCAAGUCCGAGCAUAAAGGUGGCCAGUCAAGGGAGGAGAAGUACGCUCCCGAAGUACCGAAAAGCCCUUCUGCUUUUCUUCGUCUUUUUUGUUAUUCAAGGCAGUGAAGGUGAAAUGGAACUCAUGGUUUCUUUCCAGCGAGUCUUCUGAGCCUUGCGUGUAGGCUUCUCUCUAGUAUACUCUUCUAAUGUAAAAUUAGCUUGCCGCUUUGUCUCCUUUCCCUCCACAUCCACGACGUCCCCUUCCUUCUGCCUCAACUCCUUCGCUGGGAGUGCUCUCCUUUCUCUCUUCGUUCUACGCCGUUCCUUCCUUCCCGUCGUCUGCGCAGCUUUGCAUCUCUUAUCCUGCUGCUCUCUUGUGUCAGUCUUCGUCCUCUGCGCGCGCUGCUUCACCCCAGCUGUUUGUUCUCUCGUUUUUGUUGACCCUCGACGUCUCGCCGCAUUCGUUUUCCUUCUUUUUUUCGCUUUUCUUCCACGAUGCCAUCUGCCUCUGGCCACAGGUCGCUGUUGUCGAGGAUUUUUGAGUCGCCGAAAUGUCCGUUUUCGCAGUUUCUCAAGAAGAGAAGGAGAGCCCAAAAGAAUCCAUUUGGACAAGAUGUGCGCGUGCGUGCGUCAGCUCGAGAUAAGCUGGUGGGCGCCGUGCUGUGGAAGCUCCGGCCGAUAUCUGCUCUCGCCUUCGCUGCGGGCUUCUACCUCCUCCUCUGUUUUGACCAGUUCAGUCGCAACCUCAUCGUCGACGAACACGGCUUCUCUCAUGGUGUCCACCACUCGACCUUCGUGGACGACGCUCAGAUCUUCCGCAUCAGAAAUGCGAUCCAGGAAGCGGCUCAGGAGGAGGCGCGAGACCACGAAGAGCUCAUGAAGACUGAACUGGCGAGGCUGAAGGAGGAAGCGAAGAGACGCGCGACAGGCUCGGGGGAGGGGUCAGGGGCUGCGUCGACUCUUCGCAGCCUCCUAAAGAAGGACUGUCUCCCCUUGAAGGAUGCCCAGGCGACAGCGUAUCCGUUCCUCUACCUUCCAGAGACUCUCUUUGUGAGUUCGUGUGAACAGGAUGAACUCCCGAUUUCCAGUUUCGACAAAGGCACCGAGUUGCUCAACCGGCCCCCGAGAUUCCUCUGUCGCCUGCUCCACCUUUUCUCCGGUGCCGGCUUAGAGGUCUAUCUUCAGCCGUUUCUCCUUCAAGAUGAAGGGCAAAGUCAUUUUACAGACUUAAGUGCAGACACGCAGCACGACGAGAAUGUCAUCUGCGGGACAUGGCACUACAACCUCAUUGCGAUCUCAAAGAGCGACCGAGGCGACAGCCGAGAUGCCUUAGGAGUCUUCACUUCCUUCGACUACUCGCUCCUCCAUCUCCCCUCCCUCGUCGCUUCUUCUUCGUACUCGACUCUUCCUUCAGUCCCAGGCGCCGGUUCUGUGGCGGCCGUCUCCUCCGCUCUAAGUGUCUUUCUCCAGCAUGCAGCCCCGUGGCUAAGCAGAGACGUCUUCUUCGUCUUCUCCGACUUCCGCCUCCCCUACGCGGCGGGUUCCCGCGCGUGGCUGUCGGCUUAUAUUCGGUCUCAGUCGUUCUUCCCUCGUCGAGGACUGCUCCGGAUGGCUGUGGCGCUGGAACCCGAUCGAGAGGGGACAGAGCGAGAGGAGGGCUUCCGCUUUCUCUCGCCGGACAUUGAAGGCACCGACGGGCGGCUGCCGAACCAGGAUAUCGUCAAUGUGUUCAUGGCUGAAGCCGCACGAACUGGAGUCGCUGUGAAACUCAGAAAUACGUGGGAGUAUGUGUUUCGCAUGGCACGGAACUGGGGCGCUCACCGCCCGCACUCUGCUCUCCUGGAAGAAGCGAUUCCCACGUUCACCAUCGUGGCGAGAACCGGCGGCGGCAGAGGUCGAGUCGCCUCAGACGCUCCUCUUUCCAGAUGGGGCGACUUAGCCAGAGUGCUGGAGCGGCUGACGCGAAGCGAAAGCAACGUGCUGCAGACGCUGCACCACUCCUUCAACUUCUACUUCUACGCCAGCAGCCAUGCACACGUCUCCUCAGGCGCCUUUCUGUACCCGGUCUUUACCAUGCUUGCUCUGCUUCUCAUUCCCAUUCUCUCGUCUCGCGUCAUGCGUGACAUUCGAGGCUUCCUCGCCGCCAUCGCUCUCCUUCUGCUGGCAUUUGCAUGCAGCCUCCCCGCCCUCAUCCUUGCUACGAGGCCGUCCGUUAAUUCGCUCCUCUUUGGCGACCCACAUGCACUUGUUCCCUCAUGCGCCUCGUGGCAACGAGACGCGUAUCUCCAGUAUAGUCAGAAAGCGAGCAUCUGGCUGCAGGUUCUUUUCAUCUUUUAUUUCCUUCUGCUCACGUUCGUCAUGUGGCUGGGUCGCCGCAUCAACGCCCAAAGAACAGCGGCCGGAGAAGGCUUUCCUGCGUCUCUCGGGGGGGCAACUGUGACGGAUCCGGCGAUUCUCUGGGAGACGCCGAAGCGCGAGAAGACAGAAGACGAGAAGGAGAAACUUCGCGAGGCCAGGCGCCUAGCAGAUGCACUCGAGCGCGUACAAGAGAUGGAGAGGAAGAAGAAAGAAGAAAAACUAGUGGCAAGUGGCUCUCAAGAGCAGAAGCAGCAGGCACACGUCGAAGACCCGCAUAAGGAAGAAGAGCCGGAGGAAGAAGACGAAGAAGUCGAAGCCGCCUGGCAACCUCCGAGGGCGCCCCCACCUUUGUGGCUGUCUGUUCGGGGAUUCUGCGUCCGUGUUUUCGCUGUAUGGAUUAUUGUCAUGCUCACGCUCUACAACUGGGGCCUCUCUGCCUUCCUCUCGUGCCUCAUGGUUCCAAUGGCCUGGCUGGUAGUCCCGCUCGGCUACCGAGCUGCGGAACCUCCCCGGCCUUUUCUCGAAGAGAACAAGCAAGACACAGAAGAAAAGAACACGGAGAAGAAGGACUGCGGAGAAGAUCAGAAGGGUGAAGACGAAGAGCUGAAGCAAGCAAUGGCGAAAUGGAGAAAACGAUGCAUAAUGGUGAAGGUGGCGACGCUGCUUCGGAAAGUGGUUGUCGCCGUCGUCCUUCUCGGUGUCCUUCUCUUCGUCUUCGAUUCAGAUGUCAUAAAGGUUUAUCGAACGGGCCUGCAACAAACAGCGCAGGAACUCGCUUCGUCUGUACACGAAGCGCUUUCUACUCUCCAGACUGAACACCUUCCAUGGUUUUCUUUCCUUCCACUCAACUUCUUGGAGUGGCUGCGCGCCGGCUCUGUCUUUCGUCCUCUCUCAUCAUCUCCUCCGCAGUACCCUCUCGACUCUUCCUCUCUCUCCUCGACGUGGGGAGAACCGCAGGCCUUGUCGCGCGACUAUGAAAACCACAUGCGUGCACUGCUGCCCUUAGGGUCGGCUUGGUUGUUUCCCCAGCAACCUACUUCGUUUUUGCUUUUCCUUUACUCCAUGGCACGCGACUCUGUCUGUGUCAAUACAGCGAACUUCGCCACAUUUCUCUUCGGCCUUCUGCCCUUCUCCUUCUUCCUGGUAGCUGUCUUUCUUGUCCUUCCUCCCUAGAGCGUUCUAGAAGCGCACUCAGAGCUAUUUUUUUGCAAGUUCCCCAACGCCCAGUUCAUGUGUUCAAGGCCUCAUGUGCGUUUAGUCGCUCGAGCUCGUUGGCAUGUCCCGGUCGAGAUAUUGUGACAGACAAACCCUAAACAGAUAUGGAUACAUAUGCGUGUGCCUUGUUCACCAAUAUAUAUAUAUAUAUAUACAUAUAUAUAUAUAUAUAUAUUAAUAUACAUAUGUAUCCGUAGGUGCGUGGGGGAUUCGCUUUGUAAGUAUAGUUGCCGUAUAUCGACUGGUCAGUCGAUUCACCUGUCUCUGCCUCUGUAGGUGUGUACCUAGGUGAUCUGAAAAUGCCAGUGCAUGCAGUUAUCCUUCGCUGAGUUGAGUUGACGCUUAUGGGAGGUUUUCUCCCCUGACCCUCUAGACGUGUAUAGACUUUGCGUGCCUGUGUGCGAGACGCAUUUUCCCCUUUUUAUACUGACUUGUCGCAUCACGUGACAUGAGCCGGAUGUACUGUUUUUCAAUUUUUGGCACACAAGACAAAGAGGAGAAAACUAUCAAGCCAAUGCGGCGAGAAUUAAUGGCAAUCCCUUGAAGGCGUCUCAGUGGAAACGCUGCCAGCUUUCGGGCCUCGGCAAGUGGGGACAGGCUUCUGCUUUCGUUACACCUCUAGAGAAAGACGCAUGCGAAAAGUACACAUGCCCCGGUAAAAACAGCGUGUUGAAUGGACAUCUGUAGGUGUAUUCAUUUUGGG